Molecule: messenger RNA, 618 nt
Organism: Didymosphaeria variabile
Lineage: Eukaryota; Fungi; Ascomycota; Dothideomycetes; Pleosporales; Didymosphaeriaceae
Exons: 2
Coding region: 1-618 (205 amino acids)
Source: RefSeq, a predicted model, not a curated record
AUGCUCUCCACACUAGCCACCGUCCUCCUCUUGGCCCCCGCCGUCCUCUCCCAUGGCAUCAUCAUGAACCCUCCCUCCCGCGCAACCGGGCCCGGACAAACCACCGCCUGCGGCCAAGCCAUCGUCUCAGCCAUAAAGUCCGACAACACGUCCUACGUCGAGCAACUCACCAAGCUCGCCAGCACCGACAGCAAAUUCAGCGCCGCAGCCUGCAACCUCUACCUGUGCAAGGGGCUCCAGUACGCCGACAACAGUGCCAACGUGCAGACGUGGAAGGCGGGAGAUGUCGUCCCAGUCAAGAUCUGGCUGCGCAUUCCGCACGAGGGGAUUGCGAACGUGAGUAUCGUGAGCACGAAGCAGAAUAAGGUGGUGGGAGACUUUUUGAAAGUGUGGACUAAGGGGUAUGCGCCGGGGAAGAGCGAGGCGGAUGUUCCGAUUGAGCAGAGGGAGUUCAGUGUUACGGUGCCGAGUGGGCUGGAAACUACCUGCGCGAUGGCUGGUGACUGUGUGCUUCAGUGGUGGUGGCUCGGUACUGCUGCAAAGCAGACUUAUGAGUCUUGUGUCGACUUCAAGAUUGCAGCGUCUGGGGCCUCCCAGGGGCUCGAAUUUAAGGCUUGA